Phycodurus eques (leafy seadragon) is the source of this 5250-nucleotide messenger RNA. Its product is annotated as A-kinase anchor protein 12-like. Gene Ontology annotation, biological process: signal transduction; regulation of protein kinase C signaling. Gene Ontology annotation, cellular component: cytoplasm. Lineage: Eukaryota; Metazoa; Chordata; Actinopteri; Syngnathiformes; Syngnathidae. Gene Ontology annotation, molecular function: protein kinase A binding; calmodulin binding. The record is from RefSeq and is a predicted model, not a curated record.
GACUCGAUCUCCGCAGGCAAGCCGGCACGCAAGCACCUUCGCUCGGCCAUGGGAGCAGAGAGCUCAGUGCAGCGGGACAUCGCCCGGAGCGGGGAGGAUGGGGAGGAUGCUUCAGCCUCAGCCGCGGCCGCCGGGGUGGGGACGCAGGGAGGCGGCGUCCUCGACGACAAGCCCCUGCAGAAGAAUGGACAGAUCUCCAGCCUGACCAGUCUGAGUGGAUACUCGGAGGACAACACGCUGGCAGAAGUUGGCCAGCCAGAUGGUGUGUCCGUGGCUCAGAAGGAGGACACCUCAGAGACCAUGGACACCAUCGCGGAUGAGCAGGCUCCUCAGGUGAAUGGUGAGAAAGUGGAGAAGGAGUCUCCCGACGGCAAUGAAAUCACUCCCGCUGAGGAGAAGGCAGCGGAGGAGAAGCCCAACGAGACAGGGGAAGUGGGCUUCAAGAAGAUCUUCCGCUUUGUGGGCUUUAAGUUCACCCUGAAGAAGGACAAGAGUGAGGAGAAAGAACCUGUGAAGCUGCUGACGGUGAGAGAUAAGGAUGGAGAGGUGGUCAACGGAAUCGAUGAACCUGUAAAGGACGAGGCCGCAACUGCGGAAGAGAACAGCGCCACUGAAGAGAAAGAGGGCAAAACAGAGGCACCCAACACUGAGGCUGAAGUCACUAAAGAUGCCAACAAUGCUGAAACCCCCGAUGGUUCUGUUGAUGCUGCCAAAACCUCCGAUGAAGCAGUCAAAGAGGAAGGAGCUGAGAAAGAGGGCGAGGCCAGUUCACCACCCCAGGAGGCUGCGUUGUCCCCCUUCAGGAAGCUAUUUAGUACAGGCCUCUUCUCUAAUCUGCGAAAGAAAUCCAGCAUUAAGAGGACAAAAGAGGAGGACGACAAGGAGGUAGCCGGUGAGGACGAAGCUGCUAAAACGGAGGAGGGGGAAGAUAACCCAGAGGCGGAGCAAGAAACCAAGGAGGAAGCACCGACAACUCUAGAGAAAGAAAAAGCCGAAGAGGAGGCCCCAGCAUCACCUGAAGAGGCUAAACCUGAGCCAAGCUUGGAGUCUGAGGUCACCACUGGUAGCCCUACUGCCACUUCUGAUGAGACAAAGCCAGAAGAGGAAAAAGCAGAAGAAGAGAAGGCUCCAGCAGAGGUAACCUCGGAUUCUGAACUUGUGGGUUCACAAGAGAAGGUGAAGCCCCAAGGAAGCCCCCUGAAAAAGCUUUUCACUGGUGCUGGAUUGAAGAAACGCUCUACUAAGAACAAGAAGAGCAAGAAAGAUACUGAGGCCAAACUGACAGAGUCUGGGGAGCAAGCAGCAGAACUUCAGUCCUCCACUGAGUCCACGGAAGCGGCAAAAUCAGACAGUGGACCUUCAUCCCCAGAAAAAUCUGGAGAACAUGCUGUUGAAGCAGAGGUGCUCCAGGCUGACUCCACAAAAGAAGCCGAAGGUGAAGCUGUCUCCGAUGGAGAGAAGAAAAAAGAAGGAAUCGUCACCUGGUCUUCCUUCAAGAAACUAGUGACGCCCAAGAAGCGUGUGAAACGAUCUUCUGAGAGCGAUGAUGAGGUCACAAGUGAGAAAGCAGCAAAGUCAGCAACCUUGUCGUCUUCUGAGAGUGCUCCAUUAGCGGAUAGGGGUGUAGAGGAGGAAACUAAAGAGGACAAACCCUCUGAGGACGAAAGUAAGACUGAUAACGCUGAAGAGAAGCUGGUCAGCAGCACAGAGGAGCCCAAAAAGAAAAUGGACACUUCUGUCUCCUGGGAAGCUCUGAUGUGUAUGGGAGGACCCAAAAAGAGGACUCGGAAGACUUCUGAUUCUGAUGACGAGGAAACCAAGAUUGAAGAGGAAAGUCGUGCACCAGCUGCAGAAGAGGAGGAGAAAACUGAAGCGUCUGCGGUGAACACUCAAAGUGGCGAAGGUGAAGGGGAAGGUGCUUCCUCCCCAGAACCUCUGAGCAGCUCACCUGAGAGGGAGUCUGCCUGGGACACUCUGAAACGCAUGGUUAUGCCAAAGAGUAAGGCCAAAGAUGAGGAGAAGGCAGAGGAAAUUGCAGAACAGGUCCAGCCAGAAAGCGAAGCACCAAAGGAUGAGUCGUCAUUCUCUUUGAGAAAGUUCUUCCCUGGUCUCAGAAAGAAAAAGCCUGAAAAACAAUCCUCCAAUGAAAGCGAGGAGGACUCUGACACCCCAGCUGUGGUUCCUCUCUCGGAGUAUGACGCACAACACGAGGUUGUCCAGGAGGAACCGGCAGAGGUACCUGCGAACACAGCUCAAGUGUCCUCUGACGAGAGAGCCCCUUCGUGGAUCGCAGCCAUGGUGGAGCAAGGCGAUGACCAGCAUGAUCAGCUGAGCGACAUCACUGAAGAAGCAGAGAAUGUCGCUACGCCCAAGUCUGUUGACACUGACAAUGCGGAGGAUGACACUGAGGAGCACGUUGGUCUGCCCCCAAAAUCUGCAGAACGGAGGUUAUCCAUGGCUGAAGUUGCUCAAACUCCUCCCUCAGAAACCACCACCAGUGAUCCCAAGGAACCCAAGUGUGAAAAUGCACAAGUGGUCAUGGCAGCAAUUAAGGCUGAACUCAGUGAAGUUCCACCAAUGACAACUGUGAUCUGUGAAGAUGCACCAGGUUUUGCAGCAAUUGUUUCAGAAGAAUCUGAACCACCUUUGGAACAUGCUGAUUCUCAGACUAACCGCUUCCUGCAGCCACACGCCCAUGAUGAGGCAGUGGCCACUUGCACCGGCCUGGGAAGUGAGGAGAUUGCUAAAAUCGUUCUGGAGAAACCUGCAACGAAGAUCACAGAGUUUGUUUCUGUGGUCACUGAUGCCCUCAGCACAGAGGUCUUGGUAAAAGAGGAUUCCAUGAAACUGGAGGAGGCCACUGUUACAGAAGAUGCAUUGUUGAGCGUCCAAGUCCAACAAGAGCGAAACACUGAGAUAGAUUGUGCCGAAAGCUCACAGAGUGAAGUGCUCGAAGUUCAAACCGCUGCGGCGAGCUGUGAACCCGACCUCCCGUGCGUUGGGAUCGUCAACACUUUGCUGGAGCCACAACUUGUCGAGACCACCACCGGUGUGAUCAACGACGCUUCGAUCGAUUCCAUUACACCAACAGUUGAAACCCCCAUGUUUUUACAGAACAGCGAAGUCACUGAGCCAAGUGUGAAAACAAACAAGGAACAAGACCUUGCCUGUGAAGUCGUGAAACCAAGUGAGGAGGUUUGCGUCAUCGCAGAAUCCGUUGUCCUCGUCAGCCCGCCCUGUGUGGACCAAGUGGCAACCUCCAACAUGUCUGAGCCAGAGGACACCGCGGAUACCAGUGCUGAUAAUGAGGAAUCGGGUCAAAUUGAGGCCCAGAGCGUGGUCAUCGCCCAGUCUGUCAUUCAGGACGCUAUGGAUAAAGUUUCAGAACAGCCAAAAAAAAACGAAACCUCCGCUCCAAUAACAGCGGUCCAGGCAGUGAUGACCAUGGAAAAUGAAAUGGAGAUCGCUGUCAUCACUGACACCCCUAUCCCUAUCACCAGUGAAAAACCACCAGAGAAGCCACUUUUUGUCACCACGGAAUGCGGAACAGUGCCGAUCGAGGUGGCAGUGAGCCUCGAUGCGUCUGUGGCGGAAAACGGGAAAUCCGAGGAAGGCUUGAAGAAAGCCGUGGAGGUAAACGUAAGUGAAGAAUUUGUCAUAGAGGAAGAAGUUGUUGAGAUCCUUGGUGAGAGUCAGAUGAACAACAAACUGGAGGCGGUGAAGGCGGAGCUGGAAGAAGAGGAGCCGCGAACCGAGGCGAAGGAGAGCCACGUGGCCGCCCGGGUGGUUCUGAACACCGCGCAGGAGGUCGAGGAGGAGUUGGUCCAAGAGGAGACGGUUGAAGAGUUCAGCAGCAACAGCCCCGCGGACGGCAAAGGAGACCGGCCCGCGAGCGAUCAGUCAGAAAGUCUCCCGGCAGGGGACGGGACGCCGUCAAAGUGCGCCGAGGUGAUGGCGCAGGUGAUGGAGGUGAUCGAGGAAGCGGUGAAGGAAAUCCAGCCCGCGUCCACAGAAAUCACACCGGCAUCGUGAGCAGAUGAGGAUGCAGAAGCGUUGCCUGGGAGACCAGGACGAGAGUGACGACAAGGAAGAAACAGAGGACGCUCGGUUACGACUACCCGCUGACACGCCCGGGACUGGGCUCCGCCCCUUCCUGCCCUGACAGAGACUAAGUCACCGAGCUUCCUGUCCACCACCCAUACACCCCCCACCUGCCACCUCCCUGCAUCAAGCAGUGCGCCCCCCUACUCUGUCUCCACGACGAUGCAAGCAAGUGGAUGAGUGUUUACCCGUGUGCGUGUGCGUGUGUGUGUGUGUGUGUGUGUGUCUCAUGGUGUAUAGGUGUGAGAGAAUAUCAGAAGGUAAACAGAUUGUAUAUUGUAUUUAUAUUGCGAGUAUUCCGCCAGUCACCUUUUAUUUUUUUUCAUGUUGAGCCCUAUUUUUUAUUUGGUUUAAAGAUUAUUUUUUAAAAAUGCAAGAAGCAACAAGACCUUCCCAAAGCUAUUUGUUGCAUACGGCGGGCUGGGGUGGGUGGGUGGAUAUUGUUGUCAUUUAAAUAUUUACAGCCAUGGUACAAACUGUGAUUCCUACUGUUAGUAAGACAAAAAUUGGAGCAUAUCCCCUCACCUUUCAUGUAUAUGUAUAUUUAAAAAAAAAAAAAAAAAAAAUAAGAUGCCUAAUUUACUGUGAAAAAAAUCUUGUCGCUCAUUAUCUCGUCAUAACACAAUAAAAUACUAUUAUAGCAGCCUCACUUCAUCAUGUGGUAGAUAAAAAAAAAAAAAAUUAAACUUGGAGCUUAUAGGUAGUGGAUUAAUUAAUGAAUUCAAGCUACUUUUGAACACCAAUCCUAGAGUCUGAAAGUUGAUUCAUACAUUUUGUUCCUCUUCAAUAAAUGUGCUUAAGAUGAAUCAAUGGCUGACACCAGCAAGCUUUGUGACCAAAUGAGACAAACAUUAAUCAAUACUUGCUUUUUGUGUACAUAAAUAUCCCAGCCCACACUUGUUUUAGCCCUCUCACUCAGCUUUGACUUCACUGUGAGCCUGCUAACAUUUGUACAGAUGAUGUGUAUACGCUUGUAUGUACUGACAAAGCUUCUUCUGAUAACAACUAAUAUACUUCAUUCUCCGUAAUAUUCACAUAAGCAUGAUUUGAAACUGUCUUUUGUAUUUUCCAGGCUGUAAAUAGUACGGAUACGCAAACGUGUCUAUAUUUCAUUCAAUAAAGUUUCGAGGGUUAGGGGGAGAAAAAAAA